GAAGACUUUUUUUUUUUUUUUAAAAAGGGAGAGGAGGCGCUACUAGCAUAAAUAUGUCUAUGCUAGCAACACAACUCGACUAGCACAUCUGGACUGUCACUGUUAUCCAAUCUGGCAACCCCUGGCUGUAUUUUUGAGGAUCGUGGACUCUUUAGUCCAAAUGAAAACUAAAAGAACCAGGCUUUACCAGAGAUCCGAGAUCCAACCAAUCACAAAAGAAGAAGACAUUUGGAUGAAGAAUCAUUAUAGGUUGUUCUUAAUGGAGCAGACUGACAUCAGAGGGACUAAAGAUGGCUUCAGCCAAGCUAAACCACCAAAGUCUUCAUGUGAUUGUUAAGAGUCUAGACACCGGAGGAGGAAGAGGAGAUGCAGGAUAAAGAAACAGGAGGUUUAAUGAGUUCUGAUGGAGAAAUGACUGAAUGGAACAAAGAACAUUCUUCUGACAAAGGAUCUGAUUGCAAAGAGUGUCUACAACCUUGUCAGCUGCAAAGCCAGCAGUACCACAGCAAUCCCUCACAUGCCACAAAAAUUAUGAGUCUGGGAGAAGAAGAGGACAACGAGGAGGAGAAAGAAAAAGUAGUGAAGAUACCGUCUGCAUCUCCUGUACCGUUAGGUAAGAAACGUCCUGGAAGAAAGACUGUUCCCGUGUCUGUACAAAUUCCUCCUGAGCGGUUAAAACUUCCCAAGGAGAAGACCGAGUACCACUGCACUGUUUGUGGAAAAGAAUUCCUUCAUGCUUAUAAACUAGAGCGACAUCAGCUGAUCCAUACGGGAGAAAAACCAUACAGCUGCUCCAUCUGCAGUCGGGGUUUUAACCAGAAAGGAAACCUCAAAACUCACUAUAAAGUCCACCUUGGGGGAAAAAGUGCUGUGGAUGUGGUCGAUGAGGUGAAUCCUGCCGCAGCAGAACUCUCGGAACACUUGAAGUCUCUGCCAGGAGAGUCCAAGAUCCGAUUGUCCUUCCUGGAGAGUGAAAAGGACUGCAAGAGCCAGCCAGCAUUGCAAGCAUACCACGUUACCUUACUUAAGGACACGGCUGCUGACUCAGACCUGGACAUGGACCGUAGGUUACAGUUUCUCUUCUGCCACCGCUGUGGCGUUCAGUUCCAGGAGAAGGAAAAGCUGGAAGAACACAUGAAAACUCACAUCAAAGACAAGCCCUACUCCUGCCCCGACUGUGGCAAAAGGUUCAUCAAUGAAAGCUACUCCAGAGUGGAGGAGCUGAAGGUCCACCACAGGCUUCACACCGGCGAGAGACCCUAUCAGUGCGGGGAAUGUGGAAAGAGCUUCAUUUACAGACAGGGCCUGCGGCAGCAUCAGCUCACACACUCUGGAAUCAGAAUCAGGCCGAUCGGACGACCAAAACAGCAAAUUCUACACAUCUAACCUUCAAGCCAUCCUCUUCAGUUUUUUUACCCUCCAUUCAGCAGAACAGAAAUGAUCAUCCGGUGUAUGAAAAAUGUAUUUCUAUAAACUCAGUGCUGGUUGCCAACUGUAAUAUGGAGGUGUAGUCGUGUCAUCCCAUUUCAUGCCUGUUUACUCCUCUCUAGUGACUCAUUUGUACAAUUUUAGUGCCUUUGUAUCCUUCACGUCAAAUAAUAUUUGAACAAUAAAGCAUCCGUGUUUUCUGGAGAUCUGUGUUUAUGGAAAACAAA
Molecule: messenger RNA, 1655 nt
Organism: Oryzias melastigma (Indian medaka)
Lineage: Eukaryota; Metazoa; Chordata; Actinopteri; Beloniformes; Adrianichthyidae
Product: zinc finger protein 135
Exons: 7
Coding region: 367-1386 (339 amino acids)
Cellular component (GO): nucleus
Source: RefSeq, a predicted model, not a curated record